Messenger RNA from Toxotes jaculatrix (banded archerfish), 2010 nucleotides. RefSeq lists its product as uncharacterized. NCBI's taxonomy places the organism in Eukaryota, Metazoa, Chordata, Actinopteri, Toxotidae. The coding region runs from base 427 to 696 and encodes 89 amino acids. The transcript has 5 exons. The record is from RefSeq and is a predicted model, not a curated record.
CUGAAUGAGCAUAAUGAUCAUUUUAUACAUAAAAUUCUAUUUUUUACUACUACUACUCUGGACAAAGACAGGGUUUGUAAAGUAAACUGGACUUCCGGUGACAGUGGAUAAAGGUCAGUGACUUCCUCAUGUUGCUCAUCAAGAAAAUUUGCACAAUUAUGCAAAUGAGACCAUAGAGAAACAAGAGCAAACAUUACUCUUGUUGGUCUACUUACCCCCUGUGCAUCUAGCAGUGCAGACGUUCUGAGAUAUCUGCUGCUGAUAGUUCUGCCACCUACCCAACAAAGUUGGAGUUGCUGCAGGGGAGAGAUCAGAGAUAUCCGUUUCUACUACACUGUCAGGCUUAAAGUUGCUCUCAAACAACCAGGCACUGGUACCACCUGCCACCUGCUGACACUGUGAACAUCCAGAUUCUGUGGGCUAAUCAUGGGAAACUGCACUUCAGGGAUAAAGAAGAAAAGGAAAGGUGACUCUGCACCAGAUGAUAGAAGCAAAACAGAUAAUAAGACUCCCGAGGAUGUAACGUACGCCUCUAUUGACCACAGCACUAUCAAGGGAUCAAGAACAACCAGAGCACUAACCGACGAUGAUUGUGACUAUGCCACAGUUAAUGUCCCAGCAGCACUUCAAACCGAAACUGCAUCUGAUAGCUCAUCCAAAGACGAUUGUGCAGAUGAUUACGUACUCAUGGGAUAAAUGUAAACAUGAGGAAAAGUUCACUUGGGGCUAUUGCAAGAUGCAGGACUAGUAGAUUUUAUCAUAAACAGGAGAAAGUGUCUGAAAUUCUGUAAUCACGUACAAGAGCUCGUUUGCAAUUGAACUGUUAAGUUUUGAGUUGAGCUGCUCCAAUUUUGAUCUUCGAUGAAAAGACUGUGACAAAAUGAGAAGAAAAAAAACUUUCAACAGCCACCAGCCGCGGAAACCUUAAGACCCAGGACGUUUCCAUUCACUGCAGAGGGAACCUCAAGUCUGCAAACCGCUGUGUUGUUCCUUUCUCAAGAAGACAAACAUGUGUCACACUUGACCUGUUUACAAAAGAAAUGCAACCACAGGAGGUCGUGAAGGUUUUUAGUGUGAUGUACCUGAAUUCUAAAACAUUAACUAAAGAUAUGGAAGCAAUACAUCCAGAGGAACUGGGCCUGGUGUUUGAGUUUGAAGACUUGAAGAUGCAGAAAGUUUCAUCAGUUCUGAACACCUCCAAAAGCUAUUGCUAUUUACAACAUGACCUGAAUGAUGACUGAAGAUUUUAAAGCUACUAUGUGUCAAAUUUUUAACUUAUUCCGAUUUUCUUAAAGGAAAAAUUAGUCAUCAACAUUGGUAUAUUAAGUGUGAUGCUUUCAACUUUCAGUGGGUGUAUGUGCUACAACUGCAAUUUUUUUCGACGUGAAAGGAAAUAAACAACAGCUCUAUAACCAUUUAAACAGAAAGAGGAUACUGAAGAAGCCCAUUGACUUUAUAGUCACGCUAGUUAAUGUAAGCACAUCUGCUGUCACUCUAGGGUUUUCUACUGCAGAUGAAAGCUCGAUCUUUAUCUAUAGUCUGUUUUUCUGUUUUUGUUGAAACAGAGCCAAAGCUUUGCUUCACAUUUAACCCAACAUUCAGUUAAGCCCAUGUCACGUUGCAUCAGUAGGCUAACGUCGUUUGCAUGGCCUGUUUGCACAAUAAAAUGGUAAAACUGUGUGUGUAAUUUAUGCCAAUGCCACAUUAUCAAAUUCAUGCUGGAAGAUUGUAACAUUAAUGUACCUUCUCCUACACGUACUACAAAUACACAUGUAAGGCUUGACAAUUUAUAUAUUCUAUGUUCUGUAAGCGUAUGUAGAAAAUACAUACAUUUUUUUUGUCUAAACCUUUAUCUAACUACAAGACUUUUUUGUGUUUGACUGGGUGCACAUUCAGUGGUAGAGUAGUGUACAGUAAUAUACUGUAAAUUGUUUUUGUUACAUUGUGGUUUUAUUGAUUUUUUUUAAUUGAUUAAAAGUCAUUAUUCUGUCGCAUCAAUCAACUACACCA